Molecule: messenger RNA, 1981 nt
Organism: Diaporthe batatas
Lineage: Eukaryota; Fungi; Ascomycota; Sordariomycetes; Diaporthales; Diaporthaceae
Exons: 1
Coding region: 1046-1834 (262 amino acids)
Source: RefSeq, a predicted model, not a curated record
GUGCCCUUACAAUAGCGCUGUCUCACUUUCGGAAUGCGUGUUUUGCCCCAUCCCGAGACGUCGGUGAGCAUCACGCCUGCACGCCUGCACGCCUGCACGACCACGCGCCCGUCAGUCCUUUGCAGCAGUGCAUCCGUCAUGUUCGUGCAGCCUCUGAAGUACUGUACUGAAGUACCCAUGCAGCCCACGGGCUUGGGUAGCAUCCGUCAAGUCGAUCGAUCCACCACCUGGCAACCUGGGCUCAAUGAAACAUUGCUAUAACUAACCGCCCCCAACAGACAACAUGAGGCUGCAAGCCCACCUGAGCAGCCUGAGUUGGCUUUGGUGUAACCCCGCGGUGCCUGCCAGCCACAUCAUCUUAGCAUUCCCAGACCCGAGCCUGCACGACUUCAAUACGAACCGCCCCACCUUCUUUGAUAGAUUCUGGUUCCGUGCGGUCUAGAUGUCAACUGGUUCCUUCUGACCGGUCUCAAAACGAUAUUCCCAGCACGACAGGGAGAAACAACUUUUGAAAAUCUUCAUGGGGCCCACUGAGCUGACCUUUCCUAUAGGGCGGGAUGGGGGUCAAGCACGAGGGUGUAUAUCAAACACCGCAGGCCUUAGAAUGCUACCUAGGCAGACAAAAAGGUUUGGCAGCGAUUCCGCUCUCGCCAAGUGUUGUCCUGGCCUCCUCUCAGAACCCUGCAAUCGUGAAGCACUAAGUUUUGCACUCGGGAUCAUACAAUCGAUUGUUUCUCACAACAAUACCUGAUCUGAUCGUCUUUGUCUACCUCGCGACUUGUCCAUGGCUCAGAGGGUUCAACAAAAACACAAAGAAACAUGCCAUUGUUUUUGGACCAUGUCAGCGCACAAAAGGCACGCUUAUUGUGCGGAAUUGUCCUUUCGGAUGCAUCGUGGGCCUCUAUUAUAAGUCCGAUGAGUCCUUAUGGGCCAUCACGGUUAUCUGCUCAUCAAGCCACCACCAACAGUCACAACCACAAGCAACAAUUAUUAGCCUCACCAAAGUAAGACACAUAAGACGGAAAGCCCAGGCGGGACGAAAAACAUGUGUCUUACAGUGGAGUACUAUUGUAUCUGCGGUGUGGUGGCGCGCACAGAGCAGGUCCAAUGCACUUCUUUUCUCGCUCGUCCACUUCCCACCCGCUUCGAAGAGACUCAUCACUUGCGGAAAGUCGCCAUGGCUCUGCCUCGGGGAGAGUGGGAGGCACGUCGUGGUGUGUGCACACAAGAAGCAUGUCCCCAAAACAACUCGUCGGCCGGAACUGUCAACCUGGCCAAGUGCCCUGGCUGCUCCAAUAUAUGCUACGAAGGUGCUUGUCUGCCGGACGGUGACGACGGGGCUUGCAGUUUCGAUGAACUCUUAGAUGAAGUGCUACAAAGGCAGAUCCAGAGAGAGCUGAGUGCAAUUACCUCCGCUGAUGACGCUGACAAGAGUGACAAAAGCGACGAGAGUAGUUCUGACUUCGAGAAAGAGCUAGAGCUCAACCUCGAAAGAGAGCUUACCGGCAUGGAGUUUGAGUUUGAAGUGGAUGUCAACAAAGCCGAGUUCCUCCCCCGGGAUUACUGGCCCGCGUAUGACUGCACCGUCGAGUUUUGCCCCUUUAACAAAGAGUCGCUGGCUCGGGCUAACGACAAACUCUCUUCCAUGAUCGCAGAGAUGAAGCGUGAGGCGGACACCCCUGUUCAAUGGACCAAAGACGACGAUGACCAGAUUCUAGACCUAGCUUCUCACGGUGCUGACGACGAGCUCAUCGCAGCCGUGAUGGGUAGACAGGUUCCUGACAUUCACGACCGUUUGACCUCCCUGCGUCUGCUCAAGGAACUUCUCAAGUAGGGGACGUCACAGCCCGCUCGCGCGUGUCUGAAUCUUGGCCCAUGUAACUUCCUCUAGUACGGUAAGUUUUAAAGGAGCUCGAAAGAGAAAUACAGGGCUUUCGGUAGAUGUGACAGAAUUAAUAAAUAUCUCUUGCACUCCUCUAAA